UAUUUCAGAAAACCCUAGCAGCAAGCUAACCCUAAUAUAAACUCCUCACCAACGAAGAUCAUCGCUUCGCAGAUUUGAAGAAGACCCGCAACAAUGUCGAAGCGAGGACGAGGUGGUACAUCUGGAAACAAGUUCAGGAUGUCAUUGGGUCUGCCAGUGGCAGGCCCAGUGAACUGUGCUGACAACACCGGAGCCAAGAACCUCUACAUCAUUUCCGUGAAAGGAAUCAAGGGUCGGCUCAAUCGUCUGCCAUCUGCUUGUGUAGGCGAUAUGGUCAUGGCCACUGUCAAGAAGGGGAAGCCCGACCUCCGGAAGAAGGUGUUGCCAGCUGUCAUCGUCAGACAGCGUAAGCCGUGGCGCCGAAAGGAUGGAGUCUAUAUGUACUUCGAAGACAAUGCCGGUGUGAUUGUUAAUCCAAAGGGUGAAAUGAAAGGAUCUGCUAUUACCGGACCGAUUGGAAAGGAGUGUGCUGAUCUGUGGCCUCGGAUCGCCAGUGCUGCCAAUGCGAUCGUUUAAACCACUUUUGAUCUACUCUUCUAUUGCCCUGUUUUGGUUUUGUAUUUUACUAAUAUGUUACUGGAACUUUGUGUGGGUUAUUUUAAAAGCAUGAAAAGUAGCAUAAACAUGUUUUUUUCCAGUCAUGUAUUUAAUUUAUUUUAGUAGCAACGAGUUAAGGUUUUGGUGGGAAAACCAUUGUUGAACAGAGAUGCAGCGACCAGAGUUUUUGUUCCAAGGCAGAAAGCGCUGUCUUGCUUUU
Tarenaya hassleriana is the source of this 757-nucleotide messenger RNA. RefSeq names its product 60S ribosomal protein L23-like. Gene Ontology annotation, biological process: translation. The transcript has 4 exons. Gene Ontology annotation, cellular component: ribosome; cytosolic large ribosomal subunit. The record is from RefSeq and is a predicted model, not a curated record. Gene Ontology annotation, molecular function: structural constituent of ribosome; large ribosomal subunit rRNA binding. The coding region runs from base 94 to 516 and encodes 140 amino acids. Lineage: Eukaryota; Viridiplantae; Streptophyta; Magnoliopsida; Brassicales; Cleomaceae.